GAGACGGUCACCACAUCUCCCCCUACACAAAUUCACGUCAAGUGCAGUGCCUUGCUCAAGGGUUAAGGUGUGUUCACUUUGGUCCUCAGUGAAGAUGAGGAAUGGGACAUUCUUGACCAGAUAUUCUGACUGACGGACUGACUGACAGAAAGGCUUGCUGACUGACUGAAAGAGAGAAAUUGAAAGACUAACCAACAGACUAUCACUUCUGUAAAAGUGGAAAGAUUUAUAUAUAUUUUUGAAAUACUGAGAGAUAUUUCUUUCUGGUUUUCUCUCUCCAGCUCAAUUCACAGAUAUUCUCAAAAUAUUUCUGUCCAUCUCUAUCCCUCAAUAUCUCAUUCUAUUUCCCUCUCCCUACAUCUUUAUCUCUUUACAUAAUAUGACAAUUACUUAGCUGGCGCUCUUGUCCAAAGCGACUUGCAGUGUGUGAGCAACACAAAUGUCAGAGAGGCAUGUUUCCACAGAUUCCCUCGAGCCAACCAUAAAGACAGAGAUGGUGUAAAUGCUGUGUAUGUAACUCUCUCUCUCUCUCUCUCUCUCUCUCUCUCUCUCUCUCUCUCUCUCUCUCUCUCUCUCUCUCUCUCUCUCUCUCCUCUCUUUUUUGCUUGUACUAUUUUCUCUCUCAACCAUGUUCUUCUUUACAUCUACAUCCUCUGCAUCCCACCUGCUACACACACACACACACACACACACACGCAUGCGCGGUCGCACGCACACACACACACACACACACACACACACACACACACACACACACACAUGCGCGGUCGCACGCACACACACACACACACACACACACACACACACACACACACACACACACACACACACACACACACACACACACACACACACACACACACACACACACACACACACACACACACACACACACAGUUCCUUACCCUGCUCUAGCAGCCAGUUCUGCAGAAGGCUUUACUUCCAACAUAAUUCAGCUCAUUGUGCCCCCAAGGCCCUCCCUCCCCCCACCUCCCCCCGGGAAACAAAGACAUUUAGGACCCAGUCCCUAGUGGGGCAGGUGUUCCCUACCACCUCCUCGUGUGUGUGUGUGUGCGUGUGUGUGUGUGUGUGUGUGCGUGUGUGUGUGUGUGUGUGUGUGUGUGUGUGUGUGUGUGUGUGUGUGUGUGUGUGUGUGUGUGUGUGUGUGUGUGUGUGUGUGUGUGUGUGUCUGCGUGUGCACACAGCAGGGGCUGGGCUUUGUGUUACAUCUCAACCAUUGUCAACCUACCGACCCCCCUCCCCCCCAUAUUGGCUCGAAGCACCCAUGGUGUGUGUGUGUGCGUGCGUGCGUGCGUGCGUGCGUGCGUGCGUGCGUGCGUGCGUGCGUGCGUGCGUGCGUGCGUGCGUGCGUGCGUGCGUGCGUGCGUGCGUGUGUGUGCACGUGUGUGUGCGCGCACGUGUGUGUGUGUGUGUGUGUGUGUGUGUGUGUGUGUGUGUGUGUGUGUGUGUGUGUGUGUGUGUGUGUGUGUGUGUGAGUGAGUGAGUGAGAGGGAUCCCCAAAGGCUUUGGAGAAGUGAGAGAGUGAGCUUGCGCGUCACAUGGUGAGGUCACUGCGCUCCUAUUGGUCAGCGGGCCUACGCUGGGGAGCUGGUCGGGGGCCUCUCAUUCCAGAAGUCCACUUGUAAGGCUGACAGACCCAGGACACAGACCUCCACCAACCCAGCCAGGAGCCCUUCUGCACCCAGGACAUAGGACCUCCUCCCUGGCCUGCUUGAACCCCCCCCCCCCAUCCUCCAGAGCCCUGGAUUACCAGCCCCUUUGGAUUCCUAGCGGGACGCGUUGGCUCAGACUGGAGGUUCGGGGUGUUCUCUGGGUGGUUUGAUCAGAGGUUCUGGUGAACGACGCAGUGAGGCCGCGACUCCCGGAGGUCCUGAAGAAGUCUAGCUGCCUCCUCCCUCAAGCAUCUUGGUAGGAAGCCCUGGUAGGAGUGGCCACAGUAGCUGUACAUUCUCAGACCCGGGAGCGAGGGUGGUCCAGGUUAGUGAGGGAGAGGCGGAGCGCCAGACUGGAUGCGUGAGGCGGAUUCAUGGGCCUGAAGAACCAUCUGGACGAUGGGACAGGCUGCACGCUCUCCCUGGGGCUGGAUUUGGACUACCUCCAUGUGGAGAGCACCGAGCGCCAGGCUAGCCUGAGCACCGGAGCAGGCUCCGGGCAGCACGAGGUCUCGCGGGCUGGGGAGGAGGCUGUGAAGCUGGGAGCCGACAGCCGGGACCCCAGGAGCAGCAGUGACAGCGACAGCGGCAACAGCAGCUACGGCGGCAGUAGUACUGCCAGCAGUACUAGUUUAAUCAGUGACGGCAGCAGUAGUAACUGUAGUAACUGGUCUGAGGAGAGCGCUGUCUCAGACAGUGAGGAUGAGCAGGCCCACAAUGGGCCUGGUCCCGAAUUCCCCAAGCUUCCGAACCCUGACCCGGACCCCGGACCUUGCACAGCCAAGAGCCCUGAGCAAUACCAAGACCGCGGGCCAACCCAGGCCCAUAAACAGUUUCUGGACUCUGUGCCAACUGAGAUCCCUCCCCCUGCAGACCCAGGCCUGGCCCAGCGCUCCAAGGUGGACUUUGCUCUGAAGCUGGGCUACUCUGAGGACCUGGUUCUGCAGGUGCUCGGGAAACUUGGUCCCCAGGCACUCAUCAACGAUAUCCUAGGAGAGCUGGUCAAACUCGGGCCCCAGAUCGACAUGGAGCCUGCAUCGGCUGCAGGCUCCUCAGGUUCCCUGUUCUCCUCGCCCUCGCCCUUCUCCUCUACCUCCUCCCUGGACUCCUUCAGGACCUCCUGCUCCUUCCAGCAGCCGGACGACAAGGAGAACCUCCGCCCUGUGGUCUUGGAUGGGAGUAACGUAGCCAUGAGUCAUGGAAACAAGGAGGUGUUCUCCUGCCAGGGUAUCCAGCUAGCUGUUGAUUGGUUCCUGGAACGAGGUCAUCGUGACAUCACAGUAUUUGUACCGGCCUGGCGCAAGGAGCAGUCACGGCCCGACGCCCCGAUCACAGACCAGGAGAUCCUGCGUCGCCUGGAGAAGGAGAAGAUAUUGGUCUUCACGCCUUCACGUCGUGUGCAGGGCCGGCGAGUGGUCUGCUACGAUGACCGCUUCAUCGUCAAGCUGGCUUACGAGUCAGAGGGCAUUAUCGUCUCCAACGACAACUACCGCGACCUGGCCAACGAGAAACCGGAGUGGAAGAGGUUUAUCGACGAGCGGCUGUUGAUGUACUCCUUCGUCAACGACAAAUUCAUGCCUCCCGAUGACCCGUUGGGACGCCAUGGGCCCAGUCUGGACAACUUCCUGCGAAAGAGGCCCGUCCUCCCCGACCACAGGCAACAGCCAUGUCCCUAUGGAAAGAAAUGUACUUACGGCCAUAAGUGUAAGUUCUACCACCCGGAACGGGGCAGCCUGCCUCAGAGAGCGGUGGCCGACGAGCUACGUGCCAGCGCCAAGAGUUCCUCCUCAGCCUCCAAGAACACCACGGGCACACCUCCAAGCCUCCCCAGCAGCCAAAGAGAAGCCGUCUCGGACACGGUGCCUUCCAGAGAACCUCCAAAGAAACUGUCAGAUCCCAGAAGCCUCUCCCUGAGCGACCUCUUGGACGAGCAGCUUGGCGUGCGGACCAAAGUGGACAGCCGGCGGGGCAGCAGCAGCAGCAGCACCUGCAGCGGAAGUAGCCUCCUGGGGCUUCCUGCUCCGGGGGGCCCUCCUUCGUAUGUUAGCCAGGACAGGUGGGACCACCCCGGGAGAGGAGGUGGUGGAAGCUCCAGAGCUGUGGGAGCCUCGGGUCCGAGCCACUUCAGAACGUACCCCAGGUGCGAGUCCCCAGAGCCGGCCUACAGCUCCCUGGGGAGGGCCUACUCCAGCCUGAGUGUGGCGGUACCAAAGACCCCCGAACGGCACUCCCCGGCCGACCUGCGCGCUGGCUCGCUGCCGUCGGAAUGCGGCUGCGAUGGCAAUGUCAGCUCCGACUCUUUCUCGCCGGACCCGGUGUUGGAGGACUGCCUGAAGUGCUCCCAACACCACCACCCCCCCCACCACUACCCGCACCACCACUGCCCCAGGAGGUACGCUCACUUUAGCUGCCGGCCGUCCCCAGAGAAGAACCCGACCAUGGCCUACUCCCUGCCUCAGCCGCUGCGUAGACCGGCCGCUCCUUAUGCCCUGGACGACUCCAACUCGGCUCACCCCUCUUGCUCCCAGCUGCUCUUCAGUCCUCCGUUACCCUAUCGGCCCCCACUCCAGCACCGGGCACUGGGCAGUCAUCUGGGGGGGUUCCCUGGAGAGUACACCCCACCUCCUCCCACGCCACGCCAGACCUCCUCCGUUCACGGCACUCCAAGUCGGGAUGUCCUGCGUUGUCCGUGGCAGGAUAGUCGGCUCCCAGACCACAGCUUGUACGAGGGCCCUCCCACUCUCUCACGAGCAGGGUACCCUGGGAUAAACCGGCUGCCUCCACACCCCCAACACCACCAGCAGCAGGAGCAUCUGGCGAGCUGGAGCCCCCACUACCAGCAGCAGCCCCCCCACCCUCGCUACGAGCAGACUCCCUUCCAUAGUUUCCCGGAGGCCCGAGAGGACGCCUGGGCCUCGCAGUGGGGGAGGUGCACCCACCCGUCUCCUCGCCGUCUCCCACCAGCCCAGCAGAGCCAGACCCUGUCCCCCGGCGUCUCCCUUCACUACGGCCACCAGAGCCCGGCUACGCCCCGCCAGGAGCCCCCCGGUUUGGGGGUCCACUACCAGGACCUGAGGGAGAAGGUGUUUACCAACCUGUGUAACAUCUUCCCCCAGGAGGCGGUGAGGGCGGUGAUGGGGAGGAACCCCCACGUCACCGAUGCUCAGCAGCUAGCCGCGGUUUUACUGAUGGAGAAGACGCAGCAAGGUUACUGAGCACGUGCAGUGGGGACUUGGAGUCGAGGCUUGCUCAUGACCUGGGAUGAUGGGGUUAUGGAAGACUUGCUUUUGCAACGGUUUUGGUUGAUCACAUAGGGGCGAAGGGAAUUAUUUUCCUCUAAACGUUUUCUUUGGUUGACAAAAAUUAAAGUUUAAUAAGAACUGUUCCUGGACUGUUGGCCUGGACGAAGGACCAAGCUUGUCCACCUUCAUGGAGAUGAAACUGCUCUUUCUAUCCCUACCAAAGCAUUUGAAUCUCCAUGUCGUAAAAUAAUACUUACUUAAGAGAUGAAAUCCUUUUUAUUAUUUUGUAAGGGUUCUAAUGCUUAUUGCUACUUCAAGAAAAUAUUGACACGGUUCUGAAAGAAGUAGAUGGUAUCUUUAUUAUAAGAAGUGGGUUUUCACACAAGGGCAUCUCAGAGAUAAUUUUAUUCAAUACAUUUAUUUGUUUAGUCUCCUGGUUCCACGGGUACCAAAUUUUGGACUUCAAGUCUCAUGAGUUUCAUGAGUUUGUCUUGCUAGGCUAGCUGGGUUAGAAAACAUCCCAAUAGGGACUGGUUGCUCUUUAAUUAAUUUAUUACAUUUAAUUUAUUUUCUAUAAUUUAAGAAAAAUGUAUAUUUUUGUGUUCUGGCACUUUUUUUAUCAUAUUUUUUCUCUAGCUUUUUAUCAUUUUUGGCAAUCAUAUCAGGGUGGGAGGAAUGCUCCAUUUUAUUUAAAGAAAUGUGCACCGAGAUAUUUCUCUUCAUGUCUCUUGUUGUUUUUACUUUAUAUUAUGAUUUUGUUUGAUAUUUGUGAUGUGUUUUUAGAUGCCCCGCUGGUGGGUAAUAAAACGGAGGCAGCUUUUAAACAAAACUUCAGUCAGAAUGUUUCCCGUCUGCAUCCAUCUUGGGCUGACCACCCCUACAGCCAUUUUGAAAUCACCUUAAAGUUUAUCCCCAUUAGCAGAUCCCCCGUUUUGAAUUUAUUAAGUACAUCUGAAUUGAAAAAGUACAGGUGAUUGAAAACUAUUAUUUAUUUAAAAAUUAUGUUUAACUUUUGUGUUAAUUUAUUAUUGUCCAUUUGUUCAGUUUGAGACCCUGCAAGGCUCAUUUGUGCUCAUGGUUUAAGCUUUUUGCUGAAUGGUUUGGGAUUCUAAUCCCUGUUCCAAGAUUCUGGGUUUGAUCCCCAUUUAUGUCCCAAAGUCUGGUGUAUUAUCUUUAUCAUACACCGUCCUUUGAGUCACAUAGACCCGCAGAUCUUUGGCUCAAAAAUCCCAAAUGUCCUCAGACCACCUGCCGUCUUAACUCGCUAUCCCCUACCUGCUUCUUAAUGACCUGUCUCUGUAUUCACUGUCUAACCCCUACCUGCUCCUUAAUGACCUGUCACUGUAUUCACUGUCUUACCCCUACCUGAUCCUAAAUUACCUUGUCUCUGUAUCCAUCGUCUAACCCCUACCUGAUCCUAAAUUACCUUGUCUCUGUAUCCAUUGUCUAACCCCUACCUGAUCCUAAAUUACCUGUCGCUAUGGUCCAACCCCUGCCCCCUCCCUGCCUGCUAUUGACCUAGUGUCUGUAUCCACUGUAUAACCCAUACCUGCUCCUUAACGAUCUGUCUCUGUACGUUGUAACCCAUAACUGCUCUUUAAUGAUCUGUCUCUGUACUGUCUAACCCCUACAUAUUCCUUAAUGAUCUGCCUCUACUGUCUAACCCCAGGUUGAGAUAGGGUGCCCUCUCUCGUACCUCUGUACCUCCGGCUCCUCAGUAUUUGGACCAACCCAAGCAAGCGAUGGAAGCCUUAUGUUGUUGAUACAAAUUGUAUCCUUAUAACUUAAAUCCAGAUCAUUGAUUUAUCAGAGUAUUUAUGCAACUAAAUAUUUUUUUAAAUAUGUUGAAAACUGUUGGACAUGGGUGGGGGGAGGGGGUAUUGGGUGGUAUUUGGAAUAUAAUUUUUUUUAUAGCAAUUUUUUAUAAUAUUUGAGAGACUCAUCAGUGUUUUUCUCCAUUGAAAGGUGAACUAUAAGAGACUCUCACUUGAUGCAAAUCUUCACUGCAUAAACAAGGUGAUGGUGCAGUUUAUCAAUUUGAACACGAUCUUCCUGGUUUUGAUUUUUUUUUUAAAAAGGAUGAAAGAAAUCCACCGUCAUCAACCAUAGGCAGUUUGACCAGAUGUUCUGAUCAUUUUGUUUCCUGUGGUUAUAUGUUUGAUACUGGUCACACAACCCAUUCUCUCAGGCAAGAAAAAUCGAAUGUGAUGAUUCUUAUGAAAAAUAUUUUAAUAAGCAGGUAAUGCUCCUGUUCGGACUGUAGUCAUGUUUCAGACUGUAGCCCUAUUUACAACGUAGUCCUGUUUUAGACUGUAAACCUGUUUCAGACUGUAGUCCUGUUUCAGACUGUAGCCCUAUUUACAACAUAGUCCUGUUUUAGACUGUAAACCUGCUCAGACUGUGGUCCUGUUUCAGACUCUUAUUCUGAUCAGACUGUAGUCAUCUUCCAGACUCUUAUUCAGUUCAGACAUUAACAGUGUUCAGACUGUAGUCCUGUUCCAGACUGUAAUUCAGUUCAGAGGGAAAUAGUAUUCAAAUUGUAGUCUUGUUUCAGACGUUAACAGUGUUCAGACUGUAAUUCUGUUGAGACGGUAAUAUUGUCCGGAUUCCAUCUUGUUUCAGAUGGUAAUUCAGUUCAGACUUUAAUAGUGUCCAGGCAUGCUUUGCCAUGUGUGGUCAUAGUAUGAACUGUGUUAAAAAAAAAGAGGAACGAUUUUUUCUAACAUUUGCAACUUUCUUAAAGAGCUAUUUUUUCAUUCAAUGCCAACCUUAUCGGCAAGAUGAACGAUUAUAUUUAAAAUAAAAACAGCUCUCAAGGGCUUUUAUUUUGGUGGAAAAAGGGAUAAUUAUGUUUUGCUUUAUUUAUUAAGUACUGCAUUAGUAAUUUGUGGAUCAAUGCAGUCGUAGGUGUUUUUUUCUCCUGGUGCUCGAUAUAUAGCCAUUUUAAACCCUAUAAUUUUACAGACCAAUGUGCUUUAAUUGUAACUUAAUGUUGUCCAGAAGCCAUGUUAUCUGCUGCUGAAUUUGAUUGGAUGUUAGAUGAGGGUGAAGACACAGAGACGUGCCAAGGGUUGCUCUAUAAGGCCUUCCUCAGGUUCCCUUCACUGUGAAACUUAACAGCCUUUCCUACUGAUUAUUCCUUGAUGUACUGCUUUCCCCUAUUUCCAUGCAUUCUUUACCCAAAAUUAAACUUGAAUGGAUCAAUGCUUGCGAUAUAAGUGGCCGAAAGUAAAUGUAGUUGUAACUGUAGUUUUAGUAAACCAAAUGGACACACAGAGGCAGAACAGCUGGUUUGAAAUGGCUGAUACUUUAAUGUGUAGAAAAAUGUAUUUCGCUGAGCUUUAGGCAAUUAAUCCAAAUAAAUGUAAAGAAUCCAUUCAGAGUGGAGCCAAACAAGACCUGUCAACCCCUCUCCUAUGUUCUAAUAAAAUACAAAAAUACAAACCUG
Gadus macrocephalus (Pacific cod) is the source of this 8363-nucleotide messenger RNA. RefSeq names its product probable ribonuclease ZC3H12C. Gene Ontology annotation, cellular component: nucleus; cytoplasmic ribonucleoprotein granule. The record is from RefSeq and is a predicted model, not a curated record. The coding region runs from base 2048 to 4888 and encodes 946 amino acids. NCBI's taxonomy places the organism in Eukaryota, Metazoa, Chordata, Actinopteri, Gadiformes, Gadidae. The transcript is spliced from 6 exons. Gene Ontology annotation, molecular function: RNA endonuclease activity; mRNA binding; metal ion binding.